GCGGAGAGCAGAGACCAAAGCGAUAACUCGGGCUAGCAAAAGCAAGUGCGCCGUCAUUGAAACGCAGAAACCUUUCGCAAGUGGUUCUCGGAGUUACUUACGGUUUGCUGCUGCCGACGGGACACAAGUCGCACGCGAGGUGAGCGGAUUUUCGGAGCGAGGUUUGGAUUUAGCGGAGCUACUUAGCUGGCUAAGCUAACCGUGCUAGCAACCUGGCGUUAGCUGACUCCGAGUGGUGUGUGUGUGAUUUUAAGCACGCAGGCUUGUUUGUCAACAUAAGCUGACGUUAAAUUGAUAGCGAGCCAGCUAACAUACAACUCCCCCGGUCACCCAGCUUAACCUGAGUGUGUUUAUAACAUGGUGGCCACAGUUGAGCGCAGAUUUAUCUGUGCAAAGUGAGAGUGGAUAAAAAAGUCAGACAUCUGACCAUCCUGGUCGCCAGCAAGCUGCAAGUUAAGCUGGUCAGCCAAGUUGGCUAACUGGCUUGCUUUGCACACAGUCUAAACUGACUCUUUUGUUUGCCUGGGAAUUAAUCAGCCAGCGUGAAGGAAGGUCUCAGUGUUUGCAAGCUGAACGGACGGCUGAACAGUUGGAGGCCAACAGGCUUCUCCCUGCACCUGGGAUGGUGCUUUUUGACAGAGCGGCUGUGGAGCCAUAACCCCACCGCCAUCACUGUUCCAUCCUCUUGACUGUAAGCCGUUGGCCCACCACUGAUCUCACGCCCAGGCUCCCCUCCUUCCCUCAGCUUUGCUCAGUCCCUGACAAGGCCACCACAGCCACCACAUGACUCACCGACCGGAGCCCUAGAUCAAGUCAGUUAAAGCUGAAAAUGAGUGCAGUAGGGGAAAGCCCUCUGGACCCUGCCACGCCAGAGUUACGCAAGAGGAAGGGCUCGCCAUGCGACACGUCAGGGCAAAGUGCGGAGAAGCGGAGACGGGAGCUGGAGUGCCGCUACAUCGAGGAGCUGGCGGAGCUGUUGUCAUCCAACAUGGGCGACAUUGCCAGUCUCAGCGUUAAGCCCGAAAAGUGCCACAUCCUCAAAAGCACUGUGGACCAAAUCCAGCAGAUCAAACGGCGUGAGCAGGAAAAAGCAGCCCUCCUUUCUCCAGAUGAUGAGGUACAGAAGAGCGACAUCUCCUCCAGUAGCCAGGGACUGGUGGAGAAAGAGGCGUUGGGGCCCAUGCUGCUAGAGGCGCUUGAUGGGUUUUUCUUCGUUGUCAACCGGGAGGGGCGCAUCGUCUUUGUUUCUGAGAACGUGACGAGUUACCUUGGAUACACCCAGGAGGAGCUCAUGGCCUCCAGCGUCUACAGCAUCCUCCACGUGGGAGACCACAACGAGUUUGUUCGUAAUCUGCUGCCUAAAAGCCUCGUAAAUGGUGUCCCGUGGCCGCAAGAAGCUGGGCGCAGGAACAGCCACGCCUUUAACUGUCGCAUGCUGAAGAGACCACCAGACGAGGUGGAUUCGGAGAACCUGGAGGCCCGGCAGCAGUAUGAGAUCAUGCAGUGUUUCACCGUGUCCCAGCUACGGACCAUGCAGGAGGAGGGAGAUGACCUGCAGAGCUGCCUGAUAUGCAUUGCCUGCCGGAUGCCACGAACCCAGCCUGUCAGCACGGAGUCUUUUAUUACAAAGCAGGAUCCCACAGGGAAGAUCAUCUCCAUAGAAACUAGUGCUUUGCGAGCGACAGGCAGGCCUGGAUGGGAGGACCUGGUCAGGAAAUGUAUCUAUGCUUUCUUUCAGCCGCAGGGCAAAGAGCCCUCCCACGCCAAGAAGCUUUUGCAUGAGGUGAUGACACAUGGGACCGCGAUCAGCCCGCUGUACCAUUUCACUCUGAGUGAUGGCACUCCGCUUAGCGCUCAGACCCGCUGCAAGUUCUGCUGCCCCCCCAACCCUGAUGUACAGCCCUUCAUUAUGGGCAUUCACACUAUUGACAGGGAACACAACACUGCUAGCUCUCAGGAAAACACUAACCCCAGCCUUCCACCAACCCUCAGCGGUAUCGCCCAAACUCCCUCCCGCUCCCCUUCCCUCCCCCCCAGCGGUAAUUCAACCCAAGGCUCAAGUCUCGCCACCGCGGGCCUUCACACCAACAACAGCAAUGCCUCUUCCCACGGACAUAAUCCAGCCACGCCGACAGGCUACCUGACACCCAAUCGGACGAAUUGUCCCCAGCAGGUCAACAGCCCCUCUCCUUUGAGCAGCCCACUUACAGCAACCCCUACCUCUUUUAUGUCGCCCAGGAUGCCACGGGCCAGUCCUGGGUUAGGUGGGAGCCCUCGGGUACCGGGGAACCCCUUCUCUCCCUCCACACCCGGCCUCCAUUCCCCAGCUGGGGCUCUAAGCAGUGGAGGAAGCCUCAACAGGCAGCAGUCUAGUGGUGAUGGCAACAGUAGCGCAAGCGGUGGGUCAACAGGGUCGUUCUCCCUGUCCUCUCCGGUCCUUCAGAGACAAGCCAGUACACCCACCGGCUCCUCUACUCGACCUCCAUCAACAAAACCCUCAGAUGGAGGUGAGGAAGGGGGAGAGGACUCUGUUAAAGCCCCCCUUUCUUCUGCCUCACAGCUGGGUAACCCCAGACUCAAUCAGCUCCUGGAUAGCAAUGGGACAGGAGCUGACUCUAACAACAACAGCAACAGCAUCCACUGCACCUCCUCACCUCAUCCACCUAACCCUGCUCCUGCCCCUCAGUGCCCUGCCUCCCACAGCAGUCUCACUGAAAGACACAAGAUCCUCCACCGGCUGCUUCAGGACAGUAGUCCCAACGAUGCCUCCACCACCAGUGAGGAAGGAAUAAACAAAACUGAAGUUGAGAUCAAGAAGGAGCCACCUGCCAGUCCGGCGCUGGGUGCAGGACCUCCCAAGAGCGACUCGAGAGAGCCACAGGACCACCAGUUGCUUCGUUUUCUCCUGGGUACAGAUGAAAAGGACUUGGACGACCUGCCACCUCCAUCUGCUCUGAGCCUUCAGACAGUGAGAAUUAAGGUAGAGAAGAAAGCUGGUGGGGAGGGAGUGACCUGUACAGGGUCAACGGUUGGCGCAGGAGGUGCAACCAAACUUGGAGGAGUGUCCAGCCCCAAAUCGAGCCCUGUCGGAGAAAACCGCAGAGACAGCCGCAAAGACAGCCGAGACUCCAUGAUUUCUAGUGUGUCUGUUGAUAUGGACCCUCUCUCCCAGAUGCUGCCUGGCUUCAGAGGCCCAGCUGGGGCCAAACAGGGCAGUGAGGAUACACCAAACCCCGGAGGAGGCCUUCAACUUCAGUCUCCGGGCCCCCAGCCCCCAGCUACGCUCCAGUCCCCUGUGCCUCAGCUCCAGUCACCCCUGUCUCAGCCUCAGUCCCUCCCACAGUUGCAGUCCCCAUCGCCUCAGCUUCACUCCCCUUCCCCCCAGCUCAAACUGCAGUCACCCACUCAGCUCCAACCCGGCGAGGCCAGCACUCCCCGCAAUGUAAAUGUGAAGAGAGAGCCUCCUGGCACUCCUAACAGAGGGCUCAGUGAUGGCAGACCGCCCUCUGGCUGCAGCCUUCAGAGUCAGUCUUCAUUUGAGUUCUGCAAUCCUGCCACUCCAAGCCAACAACCGGGACAAGGAGACCCCUUCCAGACCCCCAUAGACAGCAGUCCAUUUCCAGAGGCCGAAGUUAUGAACCCUUUCACCUCAACCACUGGUCAAACCAAGAUGGAUGUGGGUGAUUCCCAGUUUCAGCCUCUGGCUCUGUCUGACACCCUGACGUUUGAUGGUCUGGGAACUCCUUUGCAGGCUCCUUUGGCAUCACCACAAGAGCAGUGUGUGCCCUGUACGCUGGAUGAAGUGCUUGGCCCUCCAACCACACCUGAAGCCCGGAACGAUGAGAAGGCUCUAUUAGAGCAGCUGGUUAACUUCCUCAGUGGGACAGAUGAAAGCGAACUGGCUGAGCUCGACAAAGCCCUGGGUAUCGACAAACUGAUACAGGGUGGCUGCUUUGACCCUUUACCUCAAAAUUUUCCACCCCAGCAACCCACUGCCACCCCAGUUUCCAUAGACCCUAAACUCCCCACCUACCCUUCCCAAUUCACACCAGCUCCACAAGCUCCUUUUCCUCCAGAGCUGGGCACGGUGGGGGCGCAGGGUCUGGGGUUCGGAGCCCCUCGAGGGGCCUUCCCCGGUGGGACGGGCAUGGGACUGAGACCAGGCAUGACCAGACCACAGGGGAUGGGCAAUCCGGUCAGGCUGCCACCCAACCAACUGCGCCUGCAGCUGCAGCAGAGACUACAAGGCCCGCAGCAGCUCCAGAACAGGCUGGCAGGGAUGAAUCAGUUUCCAGGAGGAGCCCAGCAUGUGAACAUGGGGAUUCGUCAGGGGGUGCAACAACCUCAAAUGCCCUCGCAACAGCCUCCGCUGAAUGCCCAGAUGCUGGCUCAGCGUCAGCGGGAACUCUACAGCAUCCAGCAUCGCCAACGCCAGCUAUUCCAGCAGAAGGUCAUGCUGAUGAGACAGAACAUAGCAGGCACUCCCACUGGAGCCGUGGGGCCCAUUGGGACUGCCAGGGUCCCCAAAGCUCCCCCCACAACGACUCAACAACAGCAGCAACAGCAGUUCAACUUCCCACCAGGGUACAACCCAAUGGCGGGAAACCCUCCUACCUCACCAAGUCACUUCAGCCCCAUUACCGGGGGCCCUCUGGACAACAAGCUGCCUGGCAGAGUUCCCCUGAACAACCAGACGUUGAUGGGUGGCGUGCAGGGCCAGUUCAACAGCACCGUCAACUCCUCAUUGCAGCAAGGCCUGUUUCAGCAGUUUGGAGGGUCCGCUGUGGUCCAGCAAGACCCACCGUUUGCUCCUGAGAUGAGCCCCUCCAGCCCACUUUUAUCACCUCAGAACUCCACCUCCCAGAGUCCUCUACUUCAGCAAAACCCAUCUACUGGCUACCAGUCACCCGACAUGAAAGGCUGGCAACCAACAAGCGUGGGCAGCCUGUUCAGUCAGUCAGGACAGAGCGCAGGGCAGGCGUUUGGCCAGCAGGGGGUUUAUAACAACAUGAGCAUCACCGUUUCCAUGGCCGGGGGCUCGAGUGGCGUCAGCUCAUUACCUCCCAUUGGGCAGUCAGUUGGCAUGAGCAACAGUAACCUCAGCAACGUUGGUUCAGUGUGCAGUGACCAGCAGGUGCAGCAGGUCCAGGUAUUUGCGGACGUCCAGUGCACAGUGAACCUUGUUGGCAGUGAUUCCUACCUGAACCAGGGCUCCAUCGGAGCUGCGGCCUCCCAGAAGGGCCCCGGACCCCAGGGCUCCCAGAACAACCAAGCCCAGCAGAAGAGCCUCCUCCAGCAGCUGCUCACUGAGUGACACCCCCCACCUCUUCAGCUCUCCUACUCUAUCUACUUCUCACUUCUACACCUCCUCCUUGGAGGGUCGGUGCACCAGACCCAUUGCUGUCUCUGUCUCACCUUUUGGAUGGAUCGAUGUACGGACGGAUGGAUGUUUGGACGGCCACAGAGUAGGCUCAGAGAGGUCUGGCUGUCGGUGGAGUUUUCGCAGCCUAACCACUUCU
Messenger RNA from Pelmatolapia mariae (spotted tilapia), 5519 nucleotides. It is a transcript of the gene ncoa1, whose product is annotated as nuclear receptor coactivator 1. Gene Ontology annotation, biological process: cellular response to hormone stimulus; positive regulation of transcription by RNA polymerase II. Gene Ontology annotation, molecular function: nuclear receptor binding; protein dimerization activity. Gene Ontology annotation, cellular component: nucleus. The coding region runs from base 830 to 5314 and encodes 1494 amino acids. The record is from RefSeq and is a predicted model, not a curated record. The transcript is spliced from 22 exons. Lineage: Eukaryota; Metazoa; Chordata; Actinopteri; Cichliformes; Cichlidae.